Sinocyclocheilus anshuiensis is the source of this 1310-nucleotide messenger RNA. RefSeq names its product melanocortin receptor 3-like. Gene Ontology annotation, molecular function: melanocortin receptor activity. Gene Ontology annotation, cellular component: membrane. Gene Ontology annotation, biological process: G protein-coupled receptor signaling pathway. The record is from RefSeq and is a predicted model, not a curated record. The transcript has a single exon. Bases 45 to 1022 code for a protein of 325 amino acids. Lineage: Eukaryota; Metazoa; Chordata; Actinopteri; Cypriniformes; Cyprinidae.
UCUGCUAUAUGUUCUUCCCCAUCUAUUUAUCUUAAAAAAUCCUGAUGAACGACUCAUACCUGCAGUUUCUUGAAGGGCAGAAACCUGCAAACAGCACGUCUUUGCCUCCUAAUGGCAGCACCAUUUAUCCUCCAGCAGGGGCGCUGUGCGAGCAGGUUCAGAUCCAGGCGGCGGUUUUUCUCACCUUGGGUAUUGUGAGUCUUCUGGAGAACAUCCUCGUCAUCUUGGCCGUUGUCAAAAACAAGAACCUUCACUCUCCGAUGUAUUUCUUCCUGUGCAGCCUGGCUGCCGCGGACAUGUUGGUGAGUGUUUCGAACUCUUUGGAGACCAUUGUCAUUGCCGUACUAAGCAGUCGCCUUUUGGUGGCCAAUGACCAUUUUGUGCGUUUGAUGGACAAUGUGUUUGAUUCAAUGAUCUGUAUUUCUCUCGUGGCAUCAAUCUGCAACCUCUUGGCGAUUGCCAUCGACCGCUACGUCACGAUUUUCUACGCCUUACGCUACCACAGCAUAGUGACCGUACGCAGAGCGCUGGUGGCCAUCGCUGCGAUCUGGUUGGUGUGUGUGGUUUGUGGGAUCGUCUUCAUAGUGUACUCAGAGAGCAAGUCCGUGAUUGUUUGUCUGAUCACAAUGUUCUUUGCCAUGCUGGUGCUCAUGGCCACUCUCUACGUACACAUGUUUCUUCUCGCCAGACUUCACGUAAAGAGAAUCGCAGCAUUACCCCCAGCAGCCACCAGCAACCCGACCCCACGUCAACGCAGCGGUAUGAAGGGAGCCGUGACCAUCUCCAUCCUCCUCGGCGUGUUUGUGUGCUGCUGGGCACCAUUUUUCCUCCACCUCAUUCUGCUGGUGUCCUGUCCACACCAUCCGCUCUGCCUCUGCUACAUGUCUCACUUCACCACGUACCUGGUCCUCAUUAUGUGCAACUCUGUGAUUGACCCACUCAUCUACGCCUGCCGCAGUCUGGAAAUGAGGAAGACCUUUAAGGAGAUACUGUGCUGUUUUGGCUGUCAGCCUCCACUUUAGACGAAUGUCUGAUUUGAAAGGAGACUGAUUGUACAAAGAAAAAGUUUACCUUGAUGUACGAUGCCAAAGCAUGGUGGUCAUAAUGAGGUUACAUAUCAAGAGAUAAAGAUACGGACAAAAGCAGACUCGUAGCAUUCAGAGAAAAGGACUGGAAAUUUGUUGAGCACUAUCAAGGAUUUGGAAAGCUCAGGUGCUGCAAGAAAAUCAGAGAACUGGGGGUGGAUCGAAUGUGACCUAUCGCUUGCUGAAAGGGCAGAUCAAUUAUGUGUUAGUCGUGUCUAUUAUGUG